CGUUAUCAUAUGGUUCAUCCUCAGCAGGUGCCUGGGAUGGUGAAGCUAUGGCGAGUAAAGGGAUUAUAUUUGUCUCAAUCAACUAUCGUCUCGGACUUCUCGGUUUUUUCACACAUCCAGCAUUGCGGGAAGAAAAUCCAAAGCUCAACGGAAAUUACGGGCUUCUAGACCAAAUAUUUGCUAUUAAAUGGGUAAAAAACAAUAUUGCCAACUUUGGAGGAGAUCCAGAACAGAUUACUGUUGGAGGACAAUCUGCCGGUGCAAUUUCGUCACUUUUAUUGGCAUUUUCUCCUUUGGCUUCAAAUCUAUUCAAAGCGGUCAUUUCCGAAAGCAGUGGUGCUUUUUACCCCGAUGAUCCGAUAAACUGGUGGAUGACCCCCUAUACAGUACAAGAAGCUGAAAAUGUCAGCCUUAGUCACCUUGAAUCAGUAAAUGUUAAAAGAGACAUUACUGUAGAUAAACUGCGUGAUGUGACUGUCGAACAACUUGUAUUUUUUUCAUAUUUCUAAAGAAAAUUAUUUCAAAUUUCUAACAAAAUUCAAAAAUAACAUUAAUAUCUUCUUCAGUAUCAACAAACAUGGAAACUACGACGGUGGCGUCAAAUACUCGAUGGAUAUGUA
This is a messenger RNA of Meloidogyne enterolobii, 620 nucleotides long. The record is from the annotation of a GenBank genome assembly. NCBI's taxonomy places the organism in Eukaryota, Metazoa, Nematoda, Chromadorea, Rhabditida, Meloidogynidae.